Brassica oleracea var. oleracea is the source of this 1887-nucleotide messenger RNA. RefSeq lists its product as uncharacterized. The coding region runs from base 499 to 1650 and encodes 383 amino acids. The record is from RefSeq and is a predicted model, not a curated record. Lineage: Eukaryota; Viridiplantae; Streptophyta; Magnoliopsida; Brassicales; Brassicaceae. The transcript has 2 exons. Gene Ontology annotation, molecular function: calmodulin binding.
UGUUUGGAUUAAUAAAAUUGAUUUAUACGUUCGCACCAAUUUAAUUAAUCUAGUUAUUAUGUAUUUGUAUGGUCUUCUAGAUCUUUGCAAAUGGAACAAAAGCAUCAUACAUAACAAGUUACUAUCUUUCAUAUUGUAUAGUUAAAAAGACACAUUCCACUAAUCUAUAUUCCUUCUUAAUCAUAUAGAAGUAUCCGCUUUAUAGUUUUUUUUAAUUAAUAUAUAGACCAAAAAUGACAACACAUUAAUUAUUAAUUGGAUCUAAAGUAACAUAAAUAAGAAAUUUAAUAAAUUAAAAAUAAAACUUAAAUAUUAAGAGAUAUAGUUAUAGAAGUUGCCCUCUCCCUCUCUCUCUCAUAAGACUUUCUCCAAAGGAAAGAUUUUCUUCUCUCUCUCUCUAUGUUGUUUUGUGUGUGUUUACUUUCCUAACAAUCAAACCUACUUUUCUUCUUUCAUCAAUUUUGUUUCCCAAAGUAAAGAGAAAAAUAGUCUCCCUUGAUGUCUGAAGAAGGUUCUGUGGAAACGGUACUUGUAAAGGACGUGGGACCCGUGGAAGAUGUUGUUGUAUCUGAGGCACCCAAGGGUCAAGAAGAGUGUGUAUCAGAGACUAAGGAAGUGCCUGUCCCUAAGCCACCAAGUGUGAACUCAACUAGAGCUGUUGGUACACGAGCAGGUAAACCGCAGGUUAAGUCCCGUUAUCGCGGUGAUCAUCAUGUGAGCUCAAUUCAUGAUCACUGCAAACAUGGGACACAUGGCAAGAGGUGUGAUGAUCAUGAUGACGCGGUGAAACCAUGGAAGGUGGUGAGGAGAAAGAGUGUUGAAGCCUCAGAGACGGUUAAAGUUGAGACUUCAGGUUUGAGAAGGAAGCCGUUGGCAAGUGUGACCAAACCAGAGAGCUCUGAGGCUGCAAAGAGAGAUGUGUUGGCUGUGAAGAAAAGUACAAGUUCACUUGUUGUUAAAAAGGUUCCUGGCUUGGGAAAUGAGAAGUCAAGUUCUGCUGUGAAGAAGGUUUCAAGAAUCAGUGUUGCUCCAAAGAGUCUGAAGAACAAGGAGAAGGCAAAGACUCAGACAAUUAGCGGUGAAGAUGUGAAAGAGAAGACAGUGUGUGUUGUUGAAGCUAGCGUCAAAGGUGUUCAGAGUGAGAAGCAAGCAUCAUCUGAGAAGAAAACCAUGAGUGAUGCAGAGCUUGAAGCAGAUCAAACCCCUGAGAAGAAGAUUAGGCCUAAGAGGAUGAUGUCAGGUGUAAAGGUGAAUGUAGCUAACCAGCUGAGUUUCAAGAAAGGGAAGACUCUUGAACCAAUACCUGAGGACGCUUCUCCUAAAUGGAUCAAGUUCAGAAAGAAGGUUGUGCAGGAACUGAAACCCCAAACCGAAGGGAAGAAGAAGAAGAAGAAUCUGAAAGGUACUGAGGCAAGAAGUGAUUCUUGUGAAGGAAGCAAACGUGAGAAGGUUGUUCUGAGGCAUCAGAAAGCAGAAGGGAAGAAGAAAAUGAUGACACUGUUCAACAAUGUGAUUGAGGAGACAAUGAAUAAGUUGACAAAGGUGAGGAAGACCAAAGUGAAAGCUCUUAUUGGUGCUUUUGAAACUGUGAUCUCUCUUCAGGACAACAAGACACCUCAGAAAGUUCAGAGCAAGGCCACAACAUUUUAAGGUUUAGUACUUUGGGUGGCCAAUAGUGAAACAACAGAAACUUAUUUGUGUGUUGCAUAUGAUCGAUAUAACAUGCAAUAUUUCAAGCUUUGAGAGCUUAUUUUGAGAGGAAGAGAGCUAGAUAUUGUCUUGUUACUGUCCUCGAGAGAGCAAAAUGAUUUAUGUAUGUACUUUUGACAAUGACUUGAUAACUGAAGAUGAAGUUGUAAAGAUUUCAAGUCUUAUCUAUUUUCCACA